This is a messenger RNA of Culex quinquefasciatus (southern house mosquito), 2436 nucleotides long. Its product is annotated as UDP-sugar transporter UST74c. The coding region runs from base 576 to 2420 and encodes 614 amino acids. The transcript is spliced from 5 exons. Gene Ontology annotation, biological process: ubiquinone biosynthetic process. The record is from RefSeq and is a predicted model, not a curated record. NCBI's taxonomy places the organism in Eukaryota, Metazoa, Arthropoda, Insecta, Diptera, Culicidae. Gene Ontology annotation, cellular component: mitochondrion; mitochondrial inner membrane.
AUCGUCAUUCUUUCGCGAGUUGUCAGCGCAGCCGGUCGCGGUUUCAAUUUUCCGUCGCGGGUGUUGAUUUCUUUCCUCCUCGAGCAAAAUUCCAAAAGGAGGAGAAGGAAGACGGUUCGGUUCUCUGUGUUCUGUCGACUAAUCUGGACUAAUUAAUUGGCAGAAGUUUGGAUCUACGUCGGGCAAAUCCAAGGAAAAAAGUGCCACGUUAAUCAAUAGUUUUCGGGGCGGCGAUGACGAGCCGUGUUCCGACCGCGAAAGACGGAGGAGGAGGCUGAAUCGGGAAUCUCUCUUGCUAGUGCUGCGUGUAGUUGUGCACGUGUGAGUGUGUGUGUGUGUGUGCGCCCCUGGAAGAACCUUGAGCGCUGUGUGUGCCAUCAAAGACGGAACGUCAAAAGUUAAGUUCUUUUUUGCCACUUGAGCAUCGGUUCCGAACUAAUCGAAGGCUAUCAUCAAAUUAAAGUUAGUUGUGAAGGGGAUGAAGUGGGAGGUUUCGUGGACGUAGAAUGAUAAAGCUAAAACAAGAGAAUCGACGAAACCUUUCGACAGUUUGAGAUAAGCAAGAGUGGGUCGCGAUGGGAGCGAUGGACGGGGCCGGAAACGGCGCCGAUGGGGUGACUCAUCUGAUGAAGCUGUCCAGUGCGCUGUUUUACGGGAUGGCCUCGUUCCUGAUCACCGUGGUCAACAAGACGGUGCUGACUUCGUACCAGUUUCCGUCGUUUCUGGUGCUGAGUUUGGGCCAGCUGGCCGCCAGCAUCGUAGUCCUGUUUCUGGGCAAACGCUUCAACAUAGUCAAGUUUCCCGACUUUAGCCGGGAUAUCCCGCGGAGAAUCUUCCCGCUGCCAUUGAUCUACCUGGGCAACAUGAUGUUUGGCCUCGGUGGAACGCAAGCCCUCAGUUUACCCAUGUUUGCCGCGCUCCGGCGAUUCUCCAUCCUCAUGACGAUGAUCCUGGAGCUGCGAAUCCUCGGCAUCCGGCCAACCACCGCCGUUCAGGUCAGUGUGUACUCCAUGGUCGGAGGCGCCCUGCUGGCGGCCAGCGAUGACCUCAGCUUUAACCUGCACGGGUACAUGUUUGUCAUGAUCACAAACGCCCUAACGGCGGCCAACGGAGUCUACAUGAAGAAGAAGCUCGACACCGCCGACAUGGGCAAGUACGGCCUCAUGUACUACAACUCCCUGUUCAUGUUCGUGCCGGCCCUCAUCGGCACCUGGGCUUGCGGCGACCUCGAUCGAGCCUUCGAGUUCCCCACCUGGGACGAUCCCUUCUUCGUCGCCCAGUUCCUGCUGUCCUGCGUGAUGGGUUUCAUCUUGUCGUACAGCACCAUCCUCUGCACCCAGUACAACUCCGCCCUCACCACCACGAUCGUCGGCUGCCUCAAGAACAUCAGCGUCACCUACAUCGGCAUGUUCAUCGGCGGCGACUACGUCUUCUCCUGGCUCAACAGCAUCGGCAUCAACAUCAGCGUGGCCGGCUCGCUGCUGUACGCGUACGUCACCUUCCGCAAGAAGACACCCGCGGCGGCGUCCAGCGGAGGCGACGACCGGAAGCUGCUACUACCGUCGGCCAGCGGCCGUAUCGACAACGUGACCACGAUGCUUCUACGUCGAGUACAUCCCGUCAGAUUGGGCCGCACAAUCCAGCGAAGUUUGACCACAACGAUAUCUCGAAAUGAGUCAACAACCACCACCUCCGAAUCACCACAAACAGCACCUCCUCCUGCACCGGAUGCAUUUACGGAGGAAUUCUUGCGCAACCAAAUCAAGGUCACCGAGCUCCAGCGGGUCAUCCUCGGUGUGGGAAGUUCCCUGGCCGCUCUCAUUAACCCACGAAGACACGACAUGAUCGCCUGCCUGGGCGAAACAACCGGCGUGCCGGCACUGGACGCCAUCCGCCGCCAGAUGCUGGCCUCGGACGAGGGCCGGCAGAUUCUGGCGGACCGGCCGCGCAUCAACACGCGUACCGUCGACAUGGCCGCGCUCAAGGCCCUGCCCGAGACCAGCUUCGGCCACCAGUACGUUCACUUUCUCGAGAAGCACGAUAUAACGCCCGAUUCCCGGGCCGAGGUCCGCUUCAUGGACGAUCCGGAGCUGGCUUACGUGAUGACCCGGUACCGGGAGGUGCACGACCUGGUCCACACGGUGCUGGGCAUGCCGACGAACAUGCUCGGCGAGGUGGCCGUCAAGUGGGUUGAGGCGCUCAACACGGGGCUGCCCAUGUGCUACGGUGGGGCCGUCUUCGGGGCGUUCCGGCUGCGACCGAAACAACGCCAAAACUACCUACGCCACUACCUUCCCUGGGCACUCAGAAUGGGCCGGCAGGUGCACCCGCUGAUGAACGUCUACUGGGAAAAGCGAUGGGAGCAGGACAUGGCCGAACUGCGACAGGAACUGAACAUUGAGGAACUUGUCAUUAAUUAAAAUCCGCGCAAUCAAA